AUGACUCCCAUCAAGGCACCGAGGCUCUCGUCACUCCCGCUGGCAACGGCCUGGUGGCGUCAGCAUGGACUGGCAGACCGUCUCGACAGCUUUCGUGCCUGUCGUCAGCCAACCCCGCGUCAGCAACCGCUUCAGCGGACCACUGAUGGAGGCGUGUCACUGGGGUGGGCUGGCCUUUCGACAGGCACUAAGCAGUCUCUAACCUCAUCGCCCACCACGGCCACGGAUCGACCGCCAGAUCUGCCACUGGUUCUGGUGAGUGCUUGCUUGCUCAGCUACCCCAUCACAUACCGAGGUACCCACACGAGCCUCCCUGCCUUGCUGCGGCCGACGCCGCUACUGUUCCUCACGGAGGUGCUGUUCAAGGAGCUGGCCCUUGUGCAAUGCGUUCCUGUGUGUCCCGAAGUGCAGUGGUUGGGGCUGCCGGUCCCUCGUGUGCCGCUGCGGCUUGUUCGGGGCUCCCGAGGCACAGGCGACGCCCGCCAACGAGGCAACGGAUGGGCUGCGGCUCAGCACAGCUCAAGCGCGAUUUCGCCAUCCUUGUCCAUGGGCGCUUCGGAUAGCGUCGCUAUCAAAGAUGAGCGCGAGGUGCGGUACCUCGUCGAGUCAUCUGCCGAGGAUCAUGUCCUGUUGCGGUACGAUGCACCGAACGACACAUUCGCCGACCAGUCGCCGUCCCCCCAGCUUCACUCAGCGUUCCUUGCACAGCUCCUGCAGGACCUGAAAGCUGUGGAUGGUAUCAUUCUCAAGUCCUACUCGCCCAGCUGCGGGGUGCGGGAUGCCCGUCUCUACGAGGAGGCUGUCACGCCGCCGCCCUCGUCACUUUGUGAUCAGCACGUCUGCAACGCUUGUGAGCACACAGGCAAGCCAACGUCGGCGUCUUUCACUGGUCGGCGCCCCGCCGCAUCGACGAGUGCACAGCGCCGCUUCGACCUUGUCGACGGCUUCUUCACACAGCAGCUGCGCAACUUCCUGGCCUCGAUGCACGGUGUGGACGGAGGGCGAUGUGCAGAUGCCCGGUGCCACCCUGAGGCAGCAGUGCCAGUCAUCACCUGUGAUCGCCUGCUUACUGACUUCUACACCGAGGAACGCCUACGUCGAGUGCCGUUGGCCUGGAAAGUCAAGAAGCGGCGUGUCGCUGGGAACGCUUCGGAGGCGGCACCCCAUCUCACCUCACUGGACAGUUUCAUGGAGUCGGUGCUGCAGCAUCGAGACUGGCGUGUUUCGCAAGGCCGCUGCUAG
Molecule: messenger RNA, 1242 nt
Organism: Leishmania mexicana MHOM/GT/2001/U1103
Lineage: Eukaryota; Euglenozoa; Kinetoplastea; Trypanosomatida; Trypanosomatidae
Exons: 1
Coding region: 1-1242 (413 amino acids)
Source: RefSeq, a predicted model, not a curated record